Molecule: messenger RNA, 1344 nt
Organism: Orbilia oligospora ATCC 24927
Lineage: Eukaryota; Fungi; Ascomycota; Orbiliomycetes; Orbiliales; Orbiliaceae
Exons: 2
Coding region: 1-1344 (447 amino acids)
Source: RefSeq, a predicted model, not a curated record
AUGGCCCUCGCUGUAAACAUGGAUCAAGGCUGCCCGUUACCUUCCAUCUACAACAAACACGUUGGAGUGAAACAAUCCAUUGAUUCUGAAAUUACCUUGACCCAAACCCCAAUGUCGCCGUCAUCGAUGUUCAGUAGCUUCACUAGCAUGGAUGAUGUCGAUGCUUGCUGGGGAGAGAUCGAGGUCGAGGUCGGGGCUUUCCCCUCUGACAUCAACCAUGACGUACCUGGGGCGUUUUUAUAUGCCUUUGACAACUUAGUCCCUAUCCCCGUGAAGUAUCCUGAAUGUUCAUCAGCAGCCCUUCAGGAGGUCGAUCCUAAGCAGCCUACCUCACCGCUUCUCCAACCUGCCCCAAAUGACGAUAAAGCACUCACCACCGAUAACGGUCCCCUUUCUCGAAGACCAGACCUCUCUUCCAGCUCGCCCUCUCUUCAAGAUCCACCCUUUAUAGUUCAGGAUACGGACUCUCCCUCGCUUGAGGUAUCAGCUCUAAACUCCCCGGCAAUAAGCCCUCCCAGAAAACUACCUUACGAGUCGAAGACCAGGGAAUAUAAUUGCAAAGAAUAUUCUGAAGUGGAUUGCCCCAAGAAAUUCACAAACAGGAGGAAACUCGAAGACCACAUGCGGGAUGACCACAACAAGAGGGCUUAUGAAUGCCCAAACGAAGGAUGCGAACAUCAAAGCGCAAGAUAUGACAAUCUAAAACUCCACUUAAGAAAAUGCAACCCCAUGGGGCCCAGAUAUUCUCAUCCCCCAGAAGGGGGUCUCCAAAUUACACAAAAAUUAAAGAUUGGAAAUGGAAAGAGACCUCGGGCCUUCUCAGCUUCGUCUGAUGUAUCCACUAGCUCUCAAUGUUCGAAGCGGAAGCGGAAGCGAAUUGCUGGAAUUGCCAAAGAAAUGUUUUCUGUAGUAUCCACAAUGGCGUCUACGCCGGUCUCACUCCAGCGCCGGUCUGGGAGUAACUCCCCCUCUUUCUACCCCAGCUCACAAGAAACACUGGCCAACGAGGUUAAUGAAUCCGUUAGCUUUCCCUCCUAUCCCGGCGAGAAGAUCAGCCUAUUAGGUCAAUCAAUCAGCGCUGAGCAUCAGGUUACAGAAACCACCAGCUUCGAAGCAAGAGGUGGAACCGCUGAAGAUAUUGCUACAUUGCAUCAAAUAAUUAGGGUUCUGAAGGAAAAUGAAGAUAGACACAAGCAAGAGAUUUUGGAACACAAGCAAGAGAUUUUGGGACACAAGCAAGAGAUUUCGGGGCUGAUGGACGAGCUGAAGGAUACCAGGUAUAAAUUGAAAACUUGGAAAAAGAAGGCCUUGAAACAAAACCGGAAAUAUAGUUGUGUAAAAUAG